This is a messenger RNA of Sitodiplosis mosellana (orange wheat blossom midge), 3199 nucleotides long. It is a transcript of the gene Clic, whose product is annotated as chloride intracellular channel exc-4. The transcript has 7 exons. The coding region runs from base 819 to 1589 and encodes 256 amino acids. NCBI's taxonomy places the organism in Eukaryota, Metazoa, Arthropoda, Insecta, Diptera, Cecidomyiidae. Gene Ontology annotation, molecular function: chloride channel activity. The record is from RefSeq and is a predicted model, not a curated record. Gene Ontology annotation, cellular component: apical plasma membrane; cytoplasm. Gene Ontology annotation, biological process: chloride transport.
AAACAACGCAAACAAUGAAUCGCAAGCAAAAUGGCUGGCGGUUAGUCUUUAUUUGAUCGUCAUCGUGAACGGAUUGCUUUAUAUACACGCAUAAUCAACGCGGUCAUUGAAACCAGUUCCAUCAUAUAUAUUUCUCUUUUUUUAUUUUGCUUUCCAACUACAACGAAAAUAUCAAUUUCUUGGUGCGCUUGGCUGCAACAAGAAGAAAAAUAGAAAACUGAAAAGCAAACUCAAACUAAAGCAGAAGAAGCAAAAAAAAUAAAAUAAUAAACUAAAGAAGGAAAAAACAGGAAUUCUUUCUUCUUUGGUGCUCAUUUAAGCAGCGGACACAAAUUGUUUCUACGCGACGAGAAAUAGAUUUAGUGUUAUUCUUAAUACUGGGUGUCAAUCGCUUGGUGUGCAUUCUAUGAUCUAAUUGCUCAAGUGUCAAGAAACGUUCGACUCAAUUUACUUGUUCUAUUGAAAAGAAUUCUUGUAAGGCGAGAAGAAGAACAGAAAGAAAAAAAAACUCAGCAACAGCACAGAAAGACACAGCGAGAAAGAGAGAGAGAGAGAGAGAAUAGUAACAAAAGACGCAUCCGUAUCUUGUGCGAUUGAAUUUGUAUCAACGACAGUAGCAUAUACAUAAAAUAUCGGUUGUUGUUAUUAUCUACAAGUGUGCGUUCAAGUGAGACCAUUACUUGUGCUAGAUAUAUCGUUAUAGAUUUUUUUUUUCUGUUGUUGCUGUUGUUUCGUGAGUGUGUAAACGACAACGAGAGGAGAAAAAAAAGACAACAAAAAAUUAACCGUUUCUCAAACGAUUCAACGCUUAACGUACAAUGUCUGAGGAUAACAAUCAAACGAAUGGCACUACCAAUGGUGAUGUGCCCGAAAUCGAACUGAUUAUCAAGGCAUCCACCAUUGACGGUAGACGAAAAGGAGCAUGUUUAUUCUGUCAAGAAUAUUUCAUGGACUUGUAUCUGUUGGCCGAAUUGAAAACAAUCAGUUUAAAGGUCACAACAGUUGACAUGCAAAAACCGCCGCCAGAUUUUCGCACCAACUUUGAAGCAACACAUCCACCAAUUUUGAUUGACAAUGGGCUGGCCAUCUUGGAAAAUGAUAAAAUCGAACGACACAUCAUGAAAAGCAUUCCAGGUGGCUACAAUCUCUUCGUACAGGAUAAAGAGGUUGCCACAUUGAUCGAGAACAUAUAUUCAAAGUUAAAGUUGAUGCUGGUGAAGAAAGAUGAAACGAAAAAUAAUGCAUUGUUAGGCCAUUUAACAAAGAUCAAUGACCAUUUGGCACAAAGAGGCACACGUUUCUUGACCGGUGACACAAUGUGCUGUUUCGACUGUGAGCUCAUGCCACGACUCCAACACAUUCGAGUGGCCGGAAAAUACUUUGUUGACUUUGAAAUUCCCGUUCAUCUGACAGCAUUGUGGCGGUACAUGUAUCACAUGUAUCAAUUGGAUGCGUUCACACAGUCGUGCCCAGCCGACCAAGACAUCAUAAAUCAUUAUAAACUUCAGCAGAUGCUGAAAAUGAAAAAGCACGAAGAGUUGGAAACACCAACAUUUACAACGUCAAUCCCGAUCGAUAUUGUCGAUUAGGAACGCCCGCCACGCGUCUCUCUACAGCUGCUACACCAAGACCAUCGCAAUCGCAAUUGCAAUCGGCAAUAAUUCGACAACAAAGAAUACAACAACUAUAUGAAAUAAAACAAAUUUAUUCAAGAAUAAAGAGAGAAAAAAACACAACAAAAUAAUGGAUCAACUAAAAUAUCAAAUCAUAUUUACACAAAAAAAAAAACAUUUUCACAUUUAAUAUGGACUAUGUAAUGCGAGGCCAAUGCAAGCAAUAGCUUAAAUGUUUUUUUUCGCCUUUUAUUUAAAUGCAAACAAUAUAAUUAUGUAUACUUCAUGAUAGAGUAGCGAAUACAGAAUUAAGUGGAAAUUUAAAGAAAAAUAAAACAUCUGAACAGUUGCAACUGAGUGAAACAACAAAAAUUUAUCAAAAUAAUUGAAUGAGUAAAAUAAAAUUGCGAACAACAAGCGAAUGUUGUCUAAGUCCAAUCUACAUCUCCGCCUUAUUCGAAUAGAAUACGUACAAAUAUGAAGAAAAAAAACAAUGCAAAUGCAAACAAAAAGUACUUUAGAUUUAAACAAAACAGAAACAAACAAAAAAUGCCUACCAACAUGAAUGUCUUUUUUGUUCGUUUGAAGAGAAAAAAAUGAAUGCAAAAUUCGAUUUUAUUUUCUUUUUGGUUGAAAGAGAGACACACCAGUUGUUACUAACAACUUGUUAGUAUCACUUCUGAUCCAGAAGAUUUCUGGAUUCCAGAAGUUUUGGAAUAACAAACUGUCGAUCAAAUUUUAAGGUUCUUUGAACGUCAAACUUCUUCUUUUUUUUUGGCUAGGUUUAAUAAUGGAAAACACGUGAAACUCUUCCAAAUGUAAUAUUGCUUCAAAAUCGCUAGAAAUUUUUAUUCUUUUUUUUUUUUUUUAGAAAAUUCACUUUUUUUCUGGAUAAAUUUUUGACACCAAUUUUGAUAUCGCAAACAUCGCGAAGACUAAUGUUAUUAUUCAAAAAGUGUUUGACAUGUAAAUAUAGAAUUAACGGUAAAAAUUUUUUACUACGCGUAUUUUAGAAGGAUUUCUUCUUUUUAAGAGAAUCAACAUACAUAGAAAUACAUUAUAAAACGUAGUGAUAGCGCCAAUUUUAUAAGAACAAGAAGCAAAAAAAACGAACACUAGACAAAAACAAAAUAAACAUAAAAGCAUCUCCGUCAUAAAUAACAAAAAAAAACUAUCAUCGAAUUAACGAAAGAAACAAAGUUUAAUAUAUAAAUUGAUCACAGCAAAUGCCUUCGUUGAAUAAAUGCAAUUCAAUUUUACUAUAUAUUAUUAGUGGUAUAAAAAAAAUAUUUUCUUUAUCUCUCUUCUUAAGUUGGCUCAACUUUAGUUUGUCAGCUAAAUGAAACUUUGUAAACAAUUAUUAUCCAAAAAUGGAAACAAACAAAUUAAGUGCUUAUAAGGACAAAAAAAACAACAAAUAUAACGAUUUUAUUCUGAGUUUAUUGCUCUUCGUUUCUCUUCAUUGAAAUGAUAUACAAAAUAAGUUCAAAAAUCUUAUUCUUUUCGGUCAUUUCAUUUUGGUUUCGUUUAAUUUGUUUAAUUUUAACUUUGGAAAAUGAAAAUAAAACAUAGACGCUUUAGAUCUG